This is a messenger RNA of Microtus oregoni (creeping vole), 1562 nucleotides long. RefSeq names its product cyclin D1 binding protein 1 (gene Ccndbp1). Lineage: Eukaryota; Metazoa; Chordata; Mammalia; Rodentia; Cricetidae. The coding region runs from base 94 to 1161 and encodes 355 amino acids. Gene Ontology annotation, cellular component: nucleus. Gene Ontology annotation, biological process: regulation of cell cycle. The transcript has 11 exons. The record is from RefSeq and is a predicted model, not a curated record.
CGAUAUAUGUUGCCGGAAGCGACAGGUGUUUUCGGCACCGGAAGUACAGCGACGAGGCUUAAGCGUCCUGGCUAGUACCUGUGACAGGCUGUGAUGGCGAGCUCGGCAGCCGCAGUCCCUUUCCUUGCUCCUCCUCUGGAGCAGCUCCGGCACUUAGCAGCGGAGCUGCGGUCGCUUCUGCCUCAAGUGCGGGUCGGCGAAGCCCAGGAGACAACCGAGGAAUUUAAUCGAGAGAUGUUUUGGAGAAGACUUAAUGAGGCAGCAGUGAACCUGUCAGAGGAAGCCAAGAUUCUGACCACACUGUUUUCCCGACUUCCACUGCCAUCUCCACGGGAAACCCAGAGGAUCUGUGAGCAAAUCCAUGUUGCCAUCGAGGAAAUUAUUGCAGUAUAUUAUUCACUUCCUAAGGAUCAGGGAAUCACCCUGAGAAAGCUGGUGCGGAGUGCUACUCUGGACAUUGUGGAUGGCAUGGCCCAGCUCCUCCAAGUGCUUGUCUCUCCAUCUCCAAGCACUGAGAACAGUGACCUUAUUUCCUGCAAUAGUGUCUCGGUAGCAUGCCAACAGGUGCCUAAGAUUCCAAAAGAUAACAAAGCCGCAGCCCUGCUAACGCUGACAGAGAGUGUGGGUUUUGUGAAAGAUGCACUUGAAGAAAUGGAACAGGCUGUAGAAGAAUGUGACCCCUACUGUGGCCUCCUGAAUGAUUCUGAGGACAACUCUGACAGCCACAAUGAUGAGGAUGGUGUAGUAGGGCUUCCAAGCAACCAGGACUCCUACUGGUCAAAGGAAGAUCAGGAGCUCAUAGCCCCGUGCCUUGCAUUGGUGAAAGCAUCCAGAGCUUCUCUCAGAAAAAUCCGGAUCUUAGUGGCUGAGAAUGGGAAGAAGGAUCAGGUGGCCCAGCUGGAUGACAUCGUGGAUAUUUGUAAUGAGAUCAGCCCCAGUGUGGAUAAUUUGGUUCUGAGCAUAUAUCCACCUGUGUGUCACCUCACUGUGCGAAUCAAUUCUGCAAAACUGGUGUCUGUUUUAAUAAAGGCGCUUGAAAUUACAAAAGCCAGUCAUGUGACCCCCCAGCCAGAAGACAGCUGGAUCCCUUUACUCAUUAAUGCCAUUGAUCAUUGCAGGAACAGAGUUAAGGAGCUCACUCAGCAUGCAGCUGAGUUAUGAGCUGCCAGGCCGUUCUUACUCCUCUUUCUCCUGUUUCUCCUCUCACUCAUAGCCAAGCUCCAGUGUCUGCUUUUAUUUAUUUAUUUAUUUUUUCCUGGUGUCUGCUUUUAGAAGUGGAGCUAUGACAGGGUGGGUGCUUGCUGGAUAGAAAGGGAGCUCCUGUCUGUAUUUCACAAGAGAUUGUUAUCAAGAUUGUAGGCUAGGACAGAUUGGCAGUUAUCUAUAAGUCAUAAGAAUGUGAUAUUCUUCUGUGCUAGACACAAAAGGAAUUUCUAUAAAUUUGUGAUCUGAGCUGUUUCUUGGAGAUUAAGGAAGUUGUCCUAUUCUCUAUUUUACAGUAAAGUAUAUUGUUUUAUUAAGAUUUUGAUGAUCUCAAUAAAAUGCUUACCUCUGUCAUUAAA